AUGCCUUUCAACCUGCGCAAGCCGUUUGUGCGGCGCACUACGGACCAUCCUGUUAUUGAGGAGCAGGACCCUGCGACCACCGCCGGGCCUCAGUACGAUGCCGAUGGCAAAGCCGUUCCCAACGUCGAUCAGGAUGCUCAGGAGGACGAUGUUGCUAUCGCCUCUAGCGUUGAUCAGCUGAAGAAGUUCAAGAAGGCCCAUCAGUGGGAUUACAACUUGGACUACGAGACGAUUGAGAACUCUCCCUACUUUGAAGUGAGAGCUGCAGUUCGCAACUAUGAUGAGGAGAUGCCAGCCAACACAAUCCGAGCCUGGGUCAUCGGAAUGAUUGCCACGACUGUUGUAUCUGCUGUCAACCUUCUGUUCUCUCUCCGCAAUCCGUCCAUCACCAUCUACGUCUACGUCGUUCAGCUCCUUGCCUAUCCAGUGGGAUGUGGUAUGGCCAGAGUCCUGCCGAACCGCGAGUUCAACACCUUUGGGGUGAAAUGGAACCUGAACCCUGGCCCCUUCAACAUCAAGGAGCAUGCCGUCAUUGUCAUGAUGUCCAACGUCUCCAUCCAGGGAGGUGUCGCCUAUGCCACCGAUGUGCUGCUCGCCCAGCAGGUCAUGUACAAGCAAAACUUCGGCUGGGGUUUCCAGAUGCUCUUGGUCCUCACGACGCAGUGUCUCGGGUUUGGCAUGGCCGGCAUUGUCCGGCGGUUCCUGAUCUGGCCGGCUGCCAUGAUCUGGCCCCAGACGCUGGCCAACACAACACUGAUGUACACACUCCACGACCACACACCGGCCAACCCUGCUGAAACCAACGGCUGGAGCAUUGGACGAUACCGCUACUUCCUGUAUGUCUUCGCGGGCAGCUUCGUGUGGUAUUGGUUCCCUGGAUUCAUAGCCCAGGGUCUGUCUUACUUUGACUGGAUCUGCUGGAUCGCGCCCAACAACAUGGUUGUGAACCAGAUCUUUGGAAAUGUUGCUGGUUUCGGACUCCUUCCCAUCACGUUCGACUGGACCAUCAUUACGGCCUUUGUAGGCAGCCCAUUGCCCUACCCCCUCUUCUCUAUCAUCAACACACUCAUCGGCGUGAUCAUCUUCUUCCUUGUCGCCGGCCUUGGUGUUUUCUAUACCAAUACUUGGUGGACGCAGUAUCUGCCUAUUGCAAGCACCCAUUCGUUCGACAACACUGGCGCCAAGUAUGAUGUGGCGCGCAUCUUGACCCCCCAGCUGGAGCUUGAUGUCGCUCAGUACAAGUCGUACUCGCCCAUUUUCCUGGGAACGUUCUUCUCCCUGACCUAUGGCGUUUCCUUUGGAGCUCUCUCCGCCGUUAUUGUGCACACCAUCAUCUUCCACGGCGCCGAGAUUCUCGAGCGUGGCAAGCUGGCCCGCAACCAGGACGCCGAUGUCCACCUGAAGAUGAUGAAGAAGUACGUGGACACGCCGAACUGGUGGUACUACGCCCUCUUCGUUAUCCUUUUCGCCAUGUCCCUGGUCACUGUCCUGUACUGGGACACCCACCUGACCUGGUGGGCAAUGAUCAUCGCCAUGAUCAUCUCCAUUGUUUUCCUGGUGCCUAUUGGCAUGGUUCAGGGUAUCACCAACACGCAGCUUGGCCUCAACGUCCUCACGGAAUUCAUCGUCGGCUACAUGCUCCCCGGCAGGCCCCUCGCCAUGAUGUUGUUCAAGACGUACGGGUACAUCACCAUGGCCCAGGCUCUCUAUUUCCUGCAAGACAUGAAGCUCGGCCACUACCUCAAGGUUCCGCCUCGUGUUACCUUCACCGCCCAGGUGUCGGCCUGCCUCUGGUCCUGCAUCGUCCAGGUUGCCGUCUUCAACUGGGCCCUCGGCUCCAUCGACGGCAUCUGCGACUCUGACCAGCCCAACGGCUACACUUGCCCCGGCGCCAGCGUCUUCUACACGGCCUCAGUCGUUUGGGGCGUGGUCGGACCCGGCCGCGUCUUUGGCGCAGGCAGUAUCUACUCGGGCCUGCAGUGGUACUGGCUUCUGGGCGCCAUCCUCCCUGUCCUCACCUGGUUCGCCGCGCGCCGCUUCCCCAGCAGCCCGAUCCGCUACCUACACUGGCCUCUCAUCUUUGGCGGCUCCGGCCAGAUCCCUCCCGCGACCGUGUACAUCUACCUGUGCUGGAGCGCCGUGGGUAUCUUCUUCAACGGCUUCCUGAAGAGAAGGUUCAAGGGCUGGUGGGCCAAGUACAACUAUGUCACGUCCGCCGGUCUCGACACGGGCCUGUACAUCUCCACCCUGGUCAUCUUCUUUGCGCUGGUCCUGCCGCAGAAGGUCAAUGCCCCGCAAUGGUUCAUGAACCCGCGUGCGGAUGGCAACCCCAACAUCACCAAUGCGUUCAAUAACCUGGACAGCAAUGGUGCUGCUAUCCCUCUUGCUGUCGCUGAUGGAGAGACGUUUGGGCCUGCUACCUGGUGA
This is a messenger RNA of Cryphonectria parasitica EP155, 2427 nucleotides long. RefSeq lists its product as uncharacterized. Gene Ontology annotation, molecular function: oligopeptide transmembrane transporter activity. The transcript has 6 exons. The record is from RefSeq and is a predicted model, not a curated record. The coding region runs from base 1 to 2427 and encodes 808 amino acids. Gene Ontology annotation, biological process: transmembrane transport. NCBI's taxonomy places the organism in Eukaryota, Fungi, Ascomycota, Sordariomycetes, Diaporthales, Cryphonectriaceae.